AUGGAGAUGGGGCGAACUCUACAGAGCCAUGGGCAUUAUUGUUGGUUAUUAUUGUUGUUGUACAUCUUGUUGUUGCUACUGCGAAGAUUGUUGUUGUGGCUAGUGGUUGUACAUUCCAUGGCCGAAGCAGUAAUGUACAAUGUGGUCGACUUUGGAGCCAAACCAGACAGGGAGACCGAUUCCACCAUGGCAUUCCUUAAUGCUUGGGACAAAGCUUGUGCCUCUUCCAACCCUGCUUUAAUUUACGUACCACAAGGUAGGUUCUUGGUUGGAAAUGCCACCUUCAAAGGGAAAUGUAGCAACAAUGCUAUCUCCAUAUCCAUUGAUGGAACAUUGGUUGCUCCCUCUAAUAUCUGGCUCAUCUCCAAAGCCAGAAACUGGUUGGUGUUCGAGUAUGUCGACGGGGUUUCAAUUCGUGGUGGGGUACUUGAUGCCCAAGGCAACACCUUGUGGGAUUGCAAGAACUCAGACGAAAGUAAUUGCCCUUUAGGAGCCACGACACUGGAAUUUGCAAACUCCAACAACAUUGCUAUUAGUGGGUUGACAUCGAUUAAUAGUCAAAUGUUCCACAUAGUGAUAUAUGGAUGUCAGAAUGUGACAGUGCAAGGCGUUAAGGUCAUGGCAGCCGGAAACAGCCCUAACACGGACGGCAUACAUGUCCAAAUGUCCUCCGAUGUCACCAUCCUCAACUCCAAAAUUCGAACCGGCGAUGAUUGCGUCUCCAUCGGCCCCGGCACUUCUAACUUAUGGAUAGAAAACAUUGCAUGUGGACCAGGCCAUGGAAUAAGCAUUGGAAGCUUAGGAAGUGCUUUGAACGAACCUGGAGUCCAAAAUGUGACAGUUAAAACGGUUACAUUCAGGGGGACUCAGAAUGGUGUUAGAAUAAAGACAUGGGGGAGACCCAGCAAUGGAUUUGUGCGGAACGUCCUUUUCCAAGACGCAGUAAUGGUCAAUGUACAAAACCCCAUUGUAAUUGACCAAAAUUACUGCCCAGGAAACAAGGAUUGCCCUGGUCAGGCCUCUGGAGUCAAAAUCAAUAAUGUCACAUACCACAACGUUCAUGGAACAUCAGAAACCCAAGUUGCAGUGAAAUUUAAUUGCAGUUCUGAUUAUCCAUGCAGCGGGAUAUGGUUGGAGGAUGUGAAGCUCACUUACAAUAACCAAGUUGCCCAAGCUUUGUGUAACAAUGCCGGUGGAGAUGCGUCCGGUUCAGUUCAACCGGAGAGCUGCUUGUAA
This is a messenger RNA of Gastrolobium bilobum, 1236 nucleotides long. RefSeq names its product polygalacturonase-like. Gene Ontology annotation, biological process: carbohydrate metabolic process. Lineage: Eukaryota; Viridiplantae; Streptophyta; Magnoliopsida; Fabales; Fabaceae. The record is from RefSeq and is a predicted model, not a curated record. The transcript is spliced from 5 exons. Bases 1 to 1236 code for a protein of 411 amino acids. Gene Ontology annotation, molecular function: polygalacturonase activity.